CGCAAAGAGGCGCGCAUGCGCAGAGUGGCGAACUUGCUGACAGAUUCUCAGCAGCGGCAGCGGCGGUGGCCCUGGACUGCGGGGAAUGGGAGUCCUAGAGCCCUGACUGAGCACCGCCCCCGCCUCCCUGCCCCCGACAUGGCUCAGGAGAAGAUGGAACUGGACCUGGAGCUGCCUCCGGGUGCGGGCGGGAGCCCGGCGGAGGGCGGCGGCAGUGGCGGCGGCGGGGGCCUCAGGAGGUCUAACAGCGCCCCCCUGAUCCACGGCCUCAGUGACACUUCGCCGGUGUUCCAGGCCGAGGCGCCGAGCGCCAGGCGGAACAGCACGACGUUCCCGAGCCGCCACGGCCUGCUGCUGCCGGCCUCCCCUGUCCGCAUGCACAGCAGCCGCUUGCACCAGAUUAAACAGGAGGAGGGCAUGGACUUGAUCAACCGAGAGACGGUCCACGAGCGCGAGGUGCAGACCGCAAUGCAGAUAAGCCACUCCUGGGAGGAAAGUUUCAGCCUGAGUGACAACGAUGUGGAGAAAUCCGCCUCCCCAAAGCGCAUCGAUUUCAUUCCGGUGUCACCAGCACCGUCACCCACUCGGGGAAUCGGGAAGCAGUGUUUUUCACCAUCCUUGCAAAGUUUUGUGAGUAGCAAUGGAUUGCCUCCAAGCCCUAUCCCCAGCCCAACUACCCGAUUUACUACCCGGAGAAGCCAGAGUCCCAUCAACUGCAUUAGACCAAGUGUUCUUGGACCAUUGAAAAGAAAAUGUGAAAUGGAAACUGAAUACCAGCCAAAGAGAUUCUUCCAGGGCAUCACCAACAUGCUCUCUUCUGACGUUGCACAGCUGUCAGAUCCUGGCGUGUGUGUGUCUUCGGAUACCCUGGAUGGGAACAGCAGCAGUGCAGGAUCUUCUUGUAACUCACCAGCGAAAGUCAGCACUACCACCGACUCUCCUGUGUCACCUGCCCAAGCGGCCUCUCCCUUUAUUCCAGUAGAUGAACUUUCAUCUAAGUGAUUCGCCCAUCUUGAAACUUUUUUUUUUUUCCUUUUUUGCAGUGGAGAGACAGAGAAUUCACCUUGGAGCAAGCACUGAACUUUGUCGAUUAAUUUGAGGAUAUUUCCCAUUUGACCCUUUUCCUCUUUUUUUUUUUUUUAAUUUUUGAAUUUCCUGAAAUGUUAUUCUAGAGAACUUCUGUCAGGUUCCUGCGGAUACCCUUGAAUUCAGUGUAGUAAUAUUUUCAGACUUUUUCCCAAUAAGUGUGUUGAAGCAUACAUUUUACGCUGCUAAUAUGUCUAAAUACAUAUGUUAUCCCUUGAUUUUUUUAAAUAAUUGAGAGCUCUAUUUAUUUAUGGGAUUAUUAAGUUCUGAUGAAAAUAUGAAUGUUGAAUUAAUCAGUAUAGUAAACUGAUGUUUUAAAAUUCCAUACUUUAUGGCCACACUAAUUUUUAAUGUUAUUUUCAGUGAUCGCUAAUUUCCAUUUGAUGAAGAACAAUAACUUGCCUAUCUACAGCUUUUUAAAAAAAUGUUAUAUCAAUCCAGUGGUUGUCUAUUUUACCCAGGAGUCCUUGGUUAUUUAAUUUUCUAGAUACAGAAGUAAAUGGGAGGGGAAAUGAUUUUUUAAAAAAACCCAAAUAUUGAAGUUUGCAACAAGUGUUUUAAAUUAAGAAUCUUAAUGUAAACAUACUUAGGAAAAAACAUUUUCUAAUGAAAUUUUAAUAGUAAUUCUACUAAGUCAUACAAAUAUCACUACUAUAAAGAAAGUGGAAAUUUUCUUUUUAAAAAUAUUUUUACCAGAAAGUGCAUUGGCACAGUGCCUUGUAAUCUUAGCUUACUGCAUAUAGGCUAAGGCAAGGCUCUUUGUACCACUUAAAACUUAAAAGGUUUUCAAACAUGGUGUGUGGGAUGCCCUGUUGAACUUCAGCAGAGCGCCCAGGCAGACUGCUCUCUCAGUCACUGAUAUACUUUAAAAUAUGCAGGUGUGCCUCAGUUCUGAAAAUUUUUGCCAAUGAGGAGCCAGACCAAUUUUUAGCUGCUUUUCUGCUCUACCCAUCUGUCACCUUCCUGGGUUUCCUUUGCUCAGGAAGGAAACACCUGUUUCUUGCCAACAGGUCCUUCCUUUCCACGUUCCACUAAACUAGGGCACUGUCACAGUUAGACAAAAGUACAGUGUGACUUGGAUUUCUGACAGUGUGAAACAACAGGGCUGUGAAUUGUUUAACCCCUGUGGUUAAAAGCUACAGCUGGAGUUGACUGCUUUGGGGAUGUUGAUUAAUUAAGGGCUGAUGAUUUGCAAGAGAAAUCAAUGGAGAGUCACAUAGGUAAAUUAUUUAACUUAGGUUUUGUUAAAGGUAGAAUUGUGGAAUGCUCUUUGCCUUUUACAAUUAAGAACAGCAAAUAGUUUUUAUAUUACACUUUCUUAUGUUAUCUAUCUUAACAAGAUAGAUGAGAGAUAGAUAGAUUGAUAAGGAUAGAUAGGAAGGGGUGGGGUAAAAAAUAAAAGACUUUUCAGAGACCAAGACAAAAACCCCUCAUUUUUUAAAGUUACUGUCUACAGACUUUAACAAUUAUGUGGAAUUUUUACAACUGUGAGAAUAAAUGGAAUUGGUCAACUCUUGACAGUUGCCUCAAGGUUCAGUGAAAUGACAUCAAGGGUGAGAUUAUGUCCAUAUGUUUAAAUUUUUCUGUUAUGGGGAGUAGUGUUCAUAUGCUUCAGUCCUGACAGUGUUCCUCAACUCAAACCUAUAUAUCCAGUUUCUUGUUGAGUACCUUGAAGUACUUCCAGAGGUACUUUAACCUUAGCAUCUUCAAAACAAAAUGUAUUAUCUUUGUACCUAACAUGUUUUUGCAGUACUUAAAUUGAUGUCAUCACUAUCUAAUUUUCUCAAUUAGGAACUAUGGAAGCAUCUUUGACUUUCCCUUUUCCCUGUCUUUCAUGUCCAGUUUAACCACCAAGUCCUGCCAACUACUAAAAUGAAGUAGUUCUCAACUCUCCCCCUUUCUGUAUCUCUGUUGUCCAUUAGUUAACUUAAGUUCUUGCUCAGGUGAUCUCCCUGCCUGUCUGUUACCUCCCCCUUUGUCUGAUCUUCACAUUGGCUCUGAAAUGGUCUUUCUAAAAUACAAACUUGCUUUUCACUUUCCUACUUGAAAACUUUUUAUAUGCUUCCUCCUUUCCUACAGUUUAGGGAAUGGUUUCUUUAGUCAAAUCUAUAAAGUCCCUUUAUGAUCUGGCCAUAUUCUAAAAUGGCUUCAGUCCUCUCUUCAUUCCGGUCCCAAUACCUGUCCUUCCUUCUUGAUUGGUAAAUACUAGACUAACUUGAUAUUUUUUAAAUAUGCCAUGUACUGUCAUGUGUCUGUGCUUUUCAGUGGGUGCUUCUUCCUAAAAAGUGCUUCCUCCUAAAAAGUGACAUCCUAUCCUGUUCAAUCAGCCAAAUGCUUUUUUUUUAUUGCAUGUGAAUCUAACUAUGAAGGCAAUGUAUACCUACUGACUAUAAAAUAUUUUUAAAUGUGUAAAUAUAUAGUUUUUAAAAGUUUGCCUUUUACUACACAAAAUUCAUUAUCCCUUCCCAUAGGUUACUUCUGUUAAUAAUUUGGCAAUUUGUACAAGAUGUGUUACUCUGCAUUCCAUGUACAUGUGUAUAUAAAUACAGGAAAACAACAUGACAGUGAUAUCUUCCUUUCCUUCUCAUAUCUAGUUACUCACCAAAUCUUAGAAAUUCUGUCUUCUAGAAUCUGUCUUCUUACUUAUGUAUCUACUGCCACCCUGACCCAGGCUAUCAUCAUUUCCUCUUCAGACUUGAGGCUCCCACAUGUGCCCAUCACACCCACUCUGGUCACUACCUAUUCAUUCUCUCUAAGGCAACUAGUUAUCCUUUUAACAUUUAUUUGUUUCUGUUGUUCUCUCAAAUAUACCAAAAUGUAUUAAUUCUGACCUGGAGGUCCUGAGGGAUCUGGUCUUUGUCUCUUCCUCUCUUUGUUUUCUAUGCUCUAUCCUUAUUGGCUAGCUAGCUUUUCUUUAAAUACUUCAAUGUUUUCUACUGUUUUAGGUCCUUUUACCAGAUCCUUUCCCCUGAAGGUAUAGGAAUUUUUAUUUCUAUAAGCUUAUUCUUUAGAUGGUAAGUUUUAAAUUAGCUAUGGCUUUUAAGAGUUGGUAUGGACAAUUUACAUUACCAUAGUAUCGUUCACAACUUCAAUCAUUACCCGUUAGCUCAUGCAAUUAUCCUUCAAAAAACAUUUUUAAGGUAUUAGUAUUGCUAAUCUAUAAACUUUGAGCAAGAAGUCCUAAAGCAAUUAACAACAUUUGAAGUACAGUUUGUCAUAUAUAAUAAACUUCUGUGAUAUAUUUUUCUUUAUUAUGUUUGUUAAAAAAAAACGGUAUAAAUGGGAAAAGUAAUUAAUGGUUACCAAUCAAGCCUGCUGAAUGUCAAAACCGUUAAGUAUGCUUAAAAGAUUGGUUGUAAUUGAGAAUAAUCUUAUUAGGUUACCUAACAGUGAUUCACAUUGAUUAGUUCAGCCCAUUGCAUACCCUCAGGAAGAGACCCCUUUGAGAUACUUGGCAGUAGAAUGGGCAGAGAGUCAAGACUUAAAGAGGAGAUGAGCCUGAGAAAUUUUUUUCCUCUGAGUAUGUUUAUGGAUUGCUAGAAAAAGUCUGAAGAUUGAGGAUAGGUGGGAGAUGGGAAUAGUUGCCAGACAACAAGGCAAAGGAAAACAAUACUAACCUAUAAUUCCUGAGUAGUGUCAGAUAAUAGAAGAGUUGACCUUGGUAAGAAACAACAGAAAUGUUUUUUGUUGUUCUAAAGCAGGAAAAUGAAAAGAGUAGGCAAAGACAUCAGCAAAUGUUGAAUUGAUUUGCUUUUGUGGUUUAGGGGUACAGAGAAAGAUAUACAGAAGGUAUCUGGUUGCUUCUGUUUUGCUGGUUAUUGAGGAAUUUAGAAUAUUUGGGGAUGGGUACAAGAGUAGAUUAAGAAGCUUGAAUGAAAUGCAGGCUUGCUGUUGCUCUGAGAUUCUGUAAAGGAGUGACUUAGGGUAAAUGGAAGGUUUAUCAGACUACAUUGGAUGCCACCUUGCAUUUGGAUAGGAAGUCUGUUGAAUUAACUAGGUUUUUCAAAUUAUUUAAAUGAGUACUAGUUGAAGUCUGGUGUGUGAAGCAAUUAAGGGUUCUACUGAAAGUGUAGGGUGAAGCAUUGGCCAAGGCAUUGAAGAUGGUCAGAGGGAGAUGGACCUGGCCGCUUUUUAAAGGUCUAGCCUUGUAAUCAGCCAUUCCGAAUUACAGGGAGAAUCUGGUCUCCCUGUAGCCAGUAGUUCUGUCCAUAUUUUUCAUGACUGAUUUUGUUUAGCUAGAGAAGCAUCCCUAAAGGCCAAUCUUGAGUUCUACUUAUUUGAUAGAAAUUAGUGUCACAUUGCCCACAACAGCCGAAACAGAGUGGAUUGACACCAAAGUAAAUUUUUUUUCUUAAAAAUUAAAAUAGUCUUUAUAUAGAAAUACUUGCUAUCAGGCAUUGAAUUCUGAACUAAACACAUAUGUUAAUAGCGCAUUUAUUUUUAUCACUAUCACCUGAGGUAAGCGCUGUUGAUAUCUUCAUUUUGUAAAUGAGGAAAUGGAGAUACAGUGAUUAACAUGCCCAGGGUCCCACAUUGGAAGGUAGGCAGUGUACUGUAGUGCUUAAGAACAGACCGUGGAGCCAGGUGGCUGUGGUGAUAAAACGGUUCAAUACAUGUAAUGCGCUUAUGACCGUGCUGAGCAGUUUCAUCGUUAUUGUGGUGGUGGUAGUGAUUAUUAUUGUCAUUUAGCUUGGACUUGUUAAGGAAUCUGUUCUGGGUCAUCCUUGACUGAUGAAAUUCCUACUUUUUACUCAGUAAUAGGAUACCCUUUGUCCUUCAAGGCUGGCCUGGGGCUCUCUGUGGGAUUGCAGGCAUGUACCACCAUGCCCGGCUAGGGUGAUUAUUAUUGAUGUUAGAAAAUCUCUCUUAUACUGAGCAUGUAUUUCCCUCUUACCUUCCACUAUUGGACUCAAGUCCAGCUCACUGGAAAAUUCAGAACAAGUCUUAUUAUUCUUUUUUUUUUUUUAAAGGUAUUACUCUCCCUUUAUAAAUCAGAAACACUGAUCCUUCUCUGAUGACUGCUUCUUGCUUCUGGACUUUAGAAACC
This is a messenger RNA of Castor canadensis (American beaver), 6133 nucleotides long. It is a transcript of the gene Pabir1, whose product is annotated as PP2A Aalpha (PPP2R1A) and B55A (PPP2R2A) interacting phosphatase regulator 1. NCBI's taxonomy places the organism in Eukaryota, Metazoa, Chordata, Mammalia, Rodentia, Castoridae. The record is from RefSeq and is a predicted model, not a curated record. Gene Ontology annotation, molecular function: protein serine/threonine phosphatase inhibitor activity.